This is a messenger RNA of Scheffersomyces coipomensis, 1418 nucleotides long. Its product is annotated as ribonuclease. Gene Ontology annotation, biological process: apoptotic DNA fragmentation. The transcript has a single exon. Gene Ontology annotation, cellular component: nucleus; mitochondrial inner membrane. The record is from RefSeq and is a predicted model, not a curated record. Gene Ontology annotation, molecular function: nucleic acid binding; metal ion binding; single-stranded DNA endonuclease activity. NCBI's taxonomy places the organism in Eukaryota, Fungi, Ascomycota, Pichiomycetes, Serinales, Debaryomycetaceae. The coding region runs from base 253 to 1245 and encodes 330 amino acids.
AAAUUAAUUUUUGAAUGUAUGCUGUAGAAGUGGUGAUAUAUACUUACCAUGUUGACAAUUUAAUCAACCAUCAAUGGAUGAUCAUUAUUUAAUUGAUUAGAAUUAUAAAUAUAUCAUGAUAUCUUGUAGAGUGUGAAAAAGACUGUAAAAUCAUUUGAUGAGACCACAAACCAAAAAAAAAAAUAAAUUUUUGAAAAAGAUCAAAUCAUUAAAACAGGUUACGUAAAUCAUCAAUAGAACAUAAACAACACCAUGAGUAAGGUUAUGAUCAAUACAUUAGGUCUCAGUACCGUUGGUAUAGCUUCUUAUUUCUGGGGGAGAUCUUCAAGUAGUCCAAGUUCAACUGUCGUAAUUGAACCUCCAUCACCACCUACUAGUAAUGUACCUGCUGGAAAAGGUAAUGGUAAUAAUCAAAUCAUAAAUCAAUUUGAUGUUACUAAAGUCAGACCACAAGAGUUUUUUAAAUAUGGGUUUCCUGGUCCUAUUCAUGAUUUAGAAACGCGUCAAGAGUUUGUUAGUUGUUAUGAUCGUGCUUCAAGAAAUCCAUAUUGGGUAGUGGAACAUUUAACAAAAGAAUCAGUUAAGAAAGCUAGUGGAGUUGAUAGAAAGAAUUCAGUAUUUAAAGAAGAUGAAGCUAUUCCAUUGAAAUUCAGGAAUCGAUUAAGAGAUUUUUUUAGAAGUGGAUAUGAUAGAGGACAUCAAGCUCCUGCUGCUAAUGCAAGAUUUAAUCAAGAUGCUAUGGAUGAAACAUUUUAUUUAACUAAUAUGUCACCUCAAGUUGGAGAAGGGUUCAAUAGAGAUUAUUGGGCUCAUUUUGAAGAUUUUGGAAGAAGAUUAACUGAGAAAUAUGAUGAUGUAAGGAUUAUGACAGGACCAUUAUAUUUACCAAAGAAAGGAGAUGAUGGGAAAUAUCGAAUUAGUUAUGAAGUUAUUGGUUCACCACCAAAUAUUGCGGUUCCAACUCAUUUUUUUAAAUUAAUUGUGGGAGAAAAUAAACAAGAUGAUGGGAAGAUAAGUGUUGGGGCAUUUGUAUUACCUAAUGAAAAGAUUUCAAAUGAUUUAUCCUUAACUAUAUUUCAAGUUCCAAUUGAAGCAUUGGAAAGAUCAAGUGGAUUAGAUUUAUUACAAAAAGUUCCAUAUUAUAAUAAGAAGGAUUUAUGUAAGGAAGUGAAAUGUGAGAUUAUAGUGAGAGAGUUUCCUAAACAAGUGAACUCAACAUUAGGAUUACCAGCCCCCAAGAAAUGAUUGAUAUGAUAUGAUAUGCUACAAAGUGCAUAUCUUAUUAGUAAUCGAUAGGUUGAAUGAAUGGAUAUAGAAGGAAUGGUAGGAGAAAGUUGGAUUAUGACGGAGAUAGACCAGGUUUAUUUUUUAAAAAAAGUAAGAAGGCUGUAACGUAAUAUAUCAUAUUAAAUAAUAAU